AUGUGGUCAUUAGCUCAGGCCACUAUGGCCGCCCACGUCUUCUACAAUGUGUUUACCAUACAAGCGACCAUCCCGUUCGACUUCUCAAAACCCAAUGCGGCAAUGCCAUUCUCAGACUACAUAUCCACCAGUGUCAAGAUCCAGAGCGACAGCGGUGCUAUAUCCGGGUCAUACACGCCAAUUAUAGAUACAGGAAGCUGUGGCUUCGUAAUCUCCGCAGCCGAUCUCUCUGACUGGACCCAGGAUGACGCGUCCGGACAUCCCGAGGGCUGGGAAUUCCUUUCUAGCAGCAAGAUUCUGUAUACCGGGCAUUGGAUCCCCAAAGACAUCUACUUUACAAACGCCAAAGUUGAGGUCAAGGCCCGGAUACCAAUUCUUGCCGUCGAAACGAAAACACAUUGCCCCACCUACAACAGAACCGCCGACAAUGGUCUGUGUCCUACGCCCGCGAGUGCGAUACCAAUGCCGACUGGAAUCAGGCUCAUGGGCGUCGGAUUCGGAAGGGAACAUGACGGCAUGCCCCAGGGUACGCCUGACAAGAACGCAUUCAUCAAUAUCCAAACCAUCAAUGGUGUGAAUGUAACUGGCAACCCCAACUUUAGGAGCGGCUUCAUCCUCUCUAAAGAUGGCGUCACCGUCGGCUUGACGGCCGAGAACACAGCCGGCAUGGACUUCACCAAGCUUGCUAUGCGAGAAGAGCCUGCCGACGCAAGAGAUUGGGCGCAGGUGGAAGGGUGCAUGUCUGUUGACGGAUCCAAGUCUUUUACGGGCCCGGCACUCAUCGACACGGGCAUUUCUCAAAUGUACAUGACUCUUCCUUUGGGGACCAAAGUGAAUCGCACCAGUCCCCCGGUGCUAGAUGAUGGGUCUGUUGUCGAGAUAAAGAUUGGGCCGUCUGCAGAUGGCAAAUAUAUCUCGAGCGAGAAUUUCACCGUCGGCGAUACAAACGGCAUGGAUCAAGGCGUGGUCCCGUCAAGCGUGAGGUUAACGCUAGCAGACCCUGCAAAGAAUGCACCCCACUUCAAUACAGGUAGACACUUUCUGCGCAAAUGGAAUAUUGCGUUUGAUAGUGAUGGAGGCUAUUUCGGCCUUGCCAGGACAGGCUGA
Messenger RNA from Metarhizium brunneum ARSEF 3297, 1107 nucleotides. RefSeq lists its product as uncharacterized. NCBI's taxonomy places the organism in Eukaryota, Fungi, Ascomycota, Sordariomycetes, Hypocreales, Clavicipitaceae. The record is from RefSeq and is a predicted model, not a curated record.